Molecule: messenger RNA, 2498 nt
Organism: Papilio machaon (common yellow swallowtail)
Lineage: Eukaryota; Metazoa; Arthropoda; Insecta; Lepidoptera; Papilionidae
Exons: 15
Coding region: 1-2490 (829 amino acids)
Biological process (GO): protein peptidyl-prolyl isomerization
Molecular function (GO): peptidyl-prolyl cis-trans isomerase activity
Source: RefSeq, a predicted model, not a curated record
AUGACCUUCGAUAGUCAGAAGAAUCAUAAAGGAUUUUUUAAGCAUCCUUGGCAAACAACAAUCAAAGAUCAGUUUGUUUCUUCCAUCAAAUAUGGUCAUAACUCGGUAUAUAAUCCACACGAUAAGACGGAAGUGAAACGAUAUAAUGCUCCUACAAAGUUUACGAUAGUCGGAAAUAGGAUUGCAAAAGAGUUUAUUUACUGUGUAAAAUUAGUAAGUGGACUUUACAAAUACAGAAAAAAUGAUUUCGAAGCUCCAGCAAUACGAGGUGUAAGUAGUGUGGAAUGGCCUCAAGUUUGGAACGAUUUGAAGUUACAAUACGGUGGUCUGGCUUAUUGCAUAACGAGCGAAGUUGCAGUUAUUGUAAACAAAAAAUUUAUAGGGGGCGAAAAAGAGUUAAAAGAAUUGAUCGAAUCAAAGUACAGCUACCACAUACGCCCUGAUUACUACAAAGAAGCAAUUGCAGAAUUUACUAAAUAUGUUGACAACACUGGAAGGCCUUUCGUUUAUAUGCACUUUUACAUCGAGGGGGAUAACGACAUCUCUGGCACUUUGAUUUUCAUGUUGUAUUCAGAUAUAGUGCCAAGAACAUGCGAGAAUUUCAUGCGCUUGUGUAAAACAAAGAGAGGAGGUUACUCCGGUACACCUGUACAUCGGAUAGUAAAGGAUGGUUGGAUACAGUGCGGUGGAUUUAAUUUGAAAUCUACCCACUUAGACUGCGAAAAUUUUAUAAUACCUCAUGAUAGACGCGGUGUAUUAUGUAUGGCUAAUGAUGGCAGGCACAAAGACUGUUCAACUCAAUUCUUCGUGUUACUACAACCUGCACCGUGGAUGGAUCAGAGAUAUGUCGCGUUCGGACAACUCAUCGACGGAGAAAAGACAUUACAAAAGAUUGAAAACGUGCCCACUUGGUACGAGAGUCCGACCUUAAAAAUUAUUAUUUGCCAAGCCGGUCUUCUGAAUCUACAUUGUCAAGAUCUGGUUGUUUGUAAAGGCAUUUAUGAAUAUAUCCAAAAUCAUAUUGAAGAUACUUAUGAAAUCGCUGAUUUUCUACGCGAAUUUAUAAUCAACACGCUAUACAUUGAACUUGAUGACAUAGCGCUUGCUCGACAAUUGAAAGAAGAUGAAGGAGAAACUGAAGAUCGUACGAAUGUUCGAGAAACGAAAAGAUUCAUACGUAGGAAAGAAGACAUAGAGAAACAGCUAAAGAAAGGACAGUCAGCGAAAGAUAUUGACACUGAAUCAUUUAGCGACGAAUUGGAAGAUUAUUUUGUGAAGGGCUACGAGUCGACAAAUCCCUACAAUACAGAGGUGGGGGAGGAGGAAUCACAAAAGUCAAGCUCAUCGAUAGAAAGGCCGAAACAACUAUUUUACUUUCCGUUAGCAGAUGUACCUUAUCCUGAAGAAAUUGGUUCUACACACGACGUAAAGAAAUUUAUUAAAGGCCAUUAUUGUCUGGAAUCGGACCUUUUAAAAGAAACACCAAAGAAGUCGGCCAAGCAGCAAGUUGUGUCGUAUGCUUCGGAAAUUUUUCAGUUCGGCCAGCCUUGUGAAUCCGAAGACAUGUCAAUGAGCUCGCUGGAAUCCGAUGAUGAAAAGGAAAUCCGGAGAUAUAUCAAAUUAAAUGUCGACCGUGUGAGUUUCGCCGGUGAUGUAGUAAGGGCAAUCGCAAGAGGCGGCGGAAAAUUAAACCUAUUCGAAGGCACCAGAAAAUCUGAAAUUAUCUCUGACGACGAUUUUAGAAGGUUCAGAGCAGCGAUGGAUCAUAGACCAUCGGAAAAUCAGGAAAAAAAAGUGUCUAUAAUUGUGCCCGAUUUACCUCAAGGUCAAAUGAGGAUCCAAAGGCGUCCCACAGGCUACCCCAGAAGGGAGCUCAUCGACAAAACAAUUUUAAGCAAAGAUAGUGUAAUUUUACCAGAGGAAGAGGAGGAGUCAGCUAGCCCAACAGGUCAACCGUUGGACCUGAGGAAGGUCCGUAUAGCUCCGACGGUGGUGUCCUCUGUAAAGUCGACGAGUCGCCAAGAGGCGGCCAUCUCGGCGCAAGCCGCGGAUUCUGACUCCGAGGUGCGACGCCGCUCCGUGCUCACGCGACUCAUGAAUGACGUCACCACUAUGGAUCAAAUUGGACCAACUCUUAAAGAUUAUAGGCCAAUGGCGGAGACGAAACAAGGGAACAUAUUACUGACAUUAUCAAACAAUUUCGAGGACAAGGAAGAAGAUGAAAGAGAAAGAUACAUUCAGCCAACAUAUAAAAUCGAAACAGCAUCUUUCGACCGAGUAAUGAAUAUACAGCACGGUAAGAAAAUGGUGCGAAAAGUUUCCUCCGAUUAUGUGAAAACUUUGGGUCAAAUUGAACAAACUGUGGAGAAUUCUAUCCGUAGCAUCGAAUUCGCUAAAAAGAGACCUUCGUUAUCUGUGGCGCAGUAUCAGAAGAAAAAUCAAAUGAUGCGACAAAGUUUGAAGGAAACUAAGGUUGGUAUAAAUAUUUAAUUUUUCAU